This is a messenger RNA of Meloidogyne enterolobii, 944 nucleotides long. Lineage: Eukaryota; Metazoa; Nematoda; Chromadorea; Rhabditida; Meloidogynidae. The record is from the annotation of a GenBank genome assembly.
CAAUUUUAAAAAUUUGCGGGCGAAGGAUUGUUGUCGAAGAAAAAAGUCUUGUAUUAUGAUAGGCCAGACACGCGUUGUUCCAAGUUCCUUGGGCAUAAAAGGGAAGUAGUACAAUUAUUUUUAUAAUUCCAAACAAGGGCAUUAUCAGACUUUCUUACAAGGGUAUCAUCAGACUUAAUGAUUAACAUUGAUAUUUUUAAUAAAUUAUAUUUUAAUAUCCCAAAUUUUAGCCUCAAGAUGGUCAACAAUUCCCACAACAAUUUCAGCAAACAAGCGGUGCUGGAGGCAGUUUUCCUCAAAUUCCAAAUGAUUCUGUCACUCAAUUGGCUUCAACACCAGCUCCGUUGUUUGGACUUAUGUCAAUGCCCACUCAUUCUUUCCCCACUUUACCUCCACAUACUUUCCCUCCAAUGUUAGAACAUUCAUUUCCAACUUUACCUCCCCAUACCUUCCCGACUCAUUCAUUCCCCACACUUCCUCCCCACACUUUCCCUACCCAUUCUUUCCCCACACUUCCACCUCAUACCUUCCCAAGCCUUCCAACUCACUCCUUCCCAACACUUCCCCCACAUACAUUCCCUCCCCACUCCUUCCCUACUCUUCCGCCCAUGUUUGGAGUUACUACAACUGCAUCUCCAACAUUUGGAGACUCCUCUGGUAGAGCUGUUGCUUUUGCUGCACCUUCUGUUUCUGCUAGUUCCUCAGCUGGGCGUACAACAUUUGGACAACAAUCAGAUGGUUCGCAAGCUCAUUACAACCCACACUCUCCAAUGCGUCGAGACCAAUCAGGAUUGCCUACCGGACAUCAAUCACCUCCAAGAAUGGCGCCAGCAAUGGGCACAGUAUUGGCAGCAAUGCAAGGGGAUCGGUUUCCGAUUAUGCAUCCCGUCCUAGGAUUAAUUGGUUAUUCUAAUGCUCCACAGCCCGGACAACAAAUGGGAUGA